Aspergillus caelatus is the source of this 1460-nucleotide messenger RNA. RefSeq lists its product as uncharacterized. The transcript is spliced from 5 exons. The coding region runs from base 1 to 840 and encodes 279 amino acids. The record is from RefSeq and is a predicted model, not a curated record. Lineage: Eukaryota; Fungi; Ascomycota; Eurotiomycetes; Eurotiales; Aspergillaceae.
AUGGGUGAGAAAGUAAGAAAUGCAUAUGCUGGUGGCUAUAGCGAUACUAUCAAGAGACAAGUCAAGUGCAUGACGUGCAAAAAAAUGCGCAUGCAGAGCGCAUACUCUAAAAGACAGCUCGAUGUCCUGCGAAACGCCAUAGUCGUGCAAGGCGGCCGAGCCCUCACUGGCACUGGCCUCGCCAAAUGCAGAGAAUGUGUGGGCGGACAGACUGUAGAGCUCCGGUGCGCCAUGUGUGAUGAAACAAAGGGCCUUGAGGAGUUUGCAAAGAACCAGAGACACGAUCGUGACCGUGCAAGGUGCUUGGCUUGCGUGCAGAACCAUACGGAAACUGAGCCUGUUCUCGAGGAACAAAAACUGCUUGCCGAAAGCGAGAUGUCCACCGCUCAAGAUACUAUUACGUCCGCAGAUGACGGUUACGCAUACAGUACUGCCUACGGGGAAGAUGAAGAGGAUGAUGAUGACUACUCCAUAGGGGGUGGAGUCUGGGUUGAGCCCGAAUGCCCUCAAGGCAACCCUCCCACUAAGAGCAAAGAGCAUGAAUAUACUGGAUACGACCAACAUGGAAUGCCCCAUCUCCUUAACACGCCUGCUGCGACACCGAAUAGCGUGCACUCUGGCUGGGCUUCUUGGGAAGUCGAGGCUAGUUCUGCGCAAGCAAAUACUCUUCGAGCCGGCAAGCCCUCACCUUCGGUGCAGAAAAAGAAUUCGAACUUUGCGAAGAUCCCAAGAAUGCGAGUUGAGCGAAGCGAUCUCCGGACAUCACGCACCCCGGCCCCCACCAGAGAGAACUUGGCAUAUGAAAAGGGUGACCAUGUUGACAUUGAGGAUUUUCUCUGAGUUAACAGGAACCGUGGUUGAGUCCGGUGAGGCACCCCCACCGAUUCCAAAUAGGACAUUUCCGUGGUUAACCCGCCGGAGCUCCUUGUAGGACCUCACCUAAAUAGAGUGACUAUAGAACGGAGACAGCAACAAUGAGAACCUCGCAUAGAUUAACUCUCGUUUCCCCUAUAGUUUGAUUACUUCGAACCAGCCGGUGAUUUUCCUUUCAGACCACUGUUGAAUCCUGCAUGAUAUUGGGGGGUUUUUUAAGUAAGUACAUUGGUAUGGGGGUUAACUAUGGAAAAACGAAAAAGAAAAAAAAGAAAAAGUACGUGCAUCUGAAGAUGUGCAUGGGCGGUGACGUAUGGCUGGCGUUAGCGGCUGAGAUCGAAUUAGUUCAACGUUUAAACUCUUUCUGUUCCUCGUGAUUUAUUUUCUGAUUAUUAUUUCUCUGCCUCUAUCGGAAAACAAUGCAAUGAUCCUUUCUACUACCGCUGCUUUGUUGCCAGGCUUUUGCAUUCUACGUUUUCUCCAGACAGCUGCAACUGUGUGAUUGUUCAAGAUCAGUCAUACACUACUCCGUACACGAAAUUGUUUCACGCUCCACUUACUCCCCCCGCAGGACCCCUCCAUAUCGU